AUGUCCAUGAUCAACAGAAUUGCAUUGAGAAGUGCUCGCCCAGCCAUGGGAAUGGCUUUCCGUCCAACUCCAAUGGGUUUGAGAUACUUGUCUGCCCCAGCUGACCCCAAACAAAAGGCCAAUUCAAUCAUUGAUGCAUUACCAGGUAACAACUUAUUGUCUAAGACUGGUAUUUUGGCCACUUCAGCAGCAGCUGCCAUCUACGGUAUUUCCAAUGGAGUGUUUAUUAUACACGAUGAAACCAUUUUGCUUGUUACUUUUGCAAGUUUCACAGCUUUGGUCGCCAAAUUCGUUGCUCCUUUAUACACUGAAUGGGCUGAUGGUGAAAUCAAAAAAGUCAACGAUAUAUUGAAUCAAUCAAGAACCAACCAUAUCGAAGCCGUUAACAAGAGAAUUGAAACUGUUUCAGAAUUGAAAAAUGUUGUUUCAACCACUGAAGAUUUAUUUGCUUUAUCUAAAGAAACCGCUCAAUUCGAAGCUGAUUCAUUCGAAUUAAAACAAAAAUUGGCAGUUUCCCACGAAGCCAAGUCUGUUUUGGACUCUUGGGUUAGAUUUGAACAACAACAAAGACAAUUGGAACAAGAACAAUUGGCCAAAGAAGUCAUCGAUAAAGUUAACAAAGAAAUUGCCAAUCCAAAAUUCCAAGAUAAAGUAUUGGCUGAAUCUCUUAACGAAAUCGAAAAGUUGUUUGCUAAAAACUAG
Molecule: messenger RNA, 702 nt
Organism: Candida dubliniensis CD36
Lineage: Eukaryota; Fungi; Ascomycota; Pichiomycetes; Serinales; Debaryomycetaceae
Gene: ATP4
Product: F1F0 ATP synthase subunit 4
Exons: 1
Coding region: 1-702 (233 amino acids)
Biological process (GO): proton motive force-driven ATP synthesis
Molecular function (GO): proton transmembrane transporter activity
Source: RefSeq, a predicted model, not a curated record